This is a messenger RNA of Nicotiana attenuata, 3794 nucleotides long. RefSeq lists its product as uncharacterized. The coding region runs from base 1881 to 3341 and encodes 486 amino acids. The transcript has 2 exons. Lineage: Eukaryota; Viridiplantae; Streptophyta; Magnoliopsida; Solanales; Solanaceae. The record is from RefSeq and is a predicted model, not a curated record.
GUAUAUUGAUGGGGUACAAUCUUUCUUAGAAUUUGCUUACCUUUAUGGAGAUCCCCAAGGCGAGGAAAUUCAAUGCCCAUGUGCAAAGUGUUGCAAUAUUCGUUGGACUCAAAGGAAUGUAAUAUAUGAUCAUCUAAUAUGCUAUGGAUUUGUUCAAGGUUAUACAAGAUGGAUUAAUCACGGGAUAUGUAAAAUCCCUAUGAAUGUUGAUGGUGACAUGAGUGAUGAAACUAACUCGUAUGAUGAUAUUAAUGGGUUAUUGAAUGAUCAAUUUAGAGAUAUUGCACAAGUCGAAGGACUUUAUGAAGGUCCAAGUGAAGAUGCCAAUAAAUUCUAUAACUUAGUUGAUGAGGCAAGCCAAGAACUAUAUCCUGGUUGUAAAGGAUUCUCUAGAUUAUCAUUCACAAUUCGUCUAUAUUUGUUGAAGUGUCUACAUGGAUGGAGCAAUGCGUCAUUCACUUCUCUUUUAGAGUUAUUGAAAGAGGCGAUGCCCGAGUUGAACAUUCCUUUAUCUUACAAUAAUGCCAAGUCUAUGGUUAAGGAUCUCGGUCUUGAUUAUGAAAAAAUCGGUGCAUGUCCCAAUGAUUGCAUGCUAUUUAGGAAUGAACAUAAGGCUGAUGAAUAUUGUCAUGUUUGUGGAGCUUCAAGAUAUAUUAAAUAUCCUGAAGCAUAUAGCGAGGUUGAGUGUUCUAAAAAAGCUCAUCGCGUUUCAGCAAAAACUUUGAGACACUUUCCAUUAAUUCCUAGACUCAAAAGGCUAUUCAUGUGCUCCAAGACAGCGGAUACAUUAAGGUGGCAUGACGAGGAGCGUUCUAAAGAUGGCAAGUUAAGGCAUCCUGCUGAUGCCCAAGCAUGGAAAGACUUUGAUAGCUUUCAUCCGAAUUUUGCAAGAGAUUCUCGCAAUUUGAGACUUGGCUUGGCAAGUGAUGGGUUCAAUCUAUUUCGAACCAUGAGCAUAUCUCAUAGCACAUGGCCAGUUAUCUUAAUGGUGUAUAAUUUGCCUCCUUGGAUGUGCAUGAAACCAGAAUAUUGUAUGCUUUCUUUGCUUAUACCUGAGCCGCGGUCACCUGGAAAUGACAUUGACAUUUAUUUACAACCAUUAAUAGAAGAGUUAAAUGUGUUGUGGGAGUCUGGGGUGGAAACAUAUGAUGCUUCAAGAAAUCAAACCUUUCAAAUGCGAGCAGCUCUUUUGUGGACAAUUAGUGGCUUCCCUGCAUAUGCUAUGUUAUCUGGUUGGAGUACAAAAGGGAAGUUGGCUUGCCCUUGUUGUAAUUAUGGCACUAAUUCUCGCUAUCUUAAACAUAGUCGAAAAAUGUGUUAUAUGGACCAUCGUGUUUUUCUACCAACGGAUCAUCCAUGGAGAUCCAACAAAAGGCCUUUCAAUGGAAAAACAGAAUUUAGGCUUCCUCCACCUUUUUUGAAGGGAGCUGAUGUGCUUAAUGACUUGCAAAAUAUUAAUAAUGUCUUUGGGAAAAAGAGGAAGAGAAAUGAUGGCCCAUGGAAGAAAAAGUCAAUUUUUUUGAAUUACCUUAUUGGCAGCACAAUUCAUUACGUCACAAUCUUGACAUAAUGCACAUAGAAAAAAAUAUAGUUGAUAACAUAAUUGAAACUCUUUUGGAUAUUCCUGGCAAGACAAAAGAUCAACCAAAUGCUCGUUUUGAUCUAAAAGAGAUGGGCAUUAGAAAGAACCUUCAACCAAAAGAUACAAAGGAUGGCAAGAGAACAAAGUAUGCAAAAGUGUGUUUCUCAAUGGCUAAUGGAGAGAAAUCAGUUUUUUGUGGACAACAAAGCUACCUGAUGGUAGUGCUUCCAAUAUAUCUAGGUGUGUGCAACUAGACGAAAGAAAAUUAUCUGGUUAUAAGACGCAUGAUGCCCAUUUCAUGUUACAUUACUUGUUGUCAAUACCAAUUAAAAGCAUCCUUCCUGAUCAUGUUGUUAUUCCUUUGGUUCGUCUAAGCUCUUUCUUCCGCCGUUUAUGUCAAAAAGUUAUCACACUGGAAGAUCUGGAUUGUUUGGAGAUAGAGAUUAGAGAAACAUUGAAUCAAUUGGAGCGAAUUUUUCCUCCAACUUUUUUUGAUAUAAUGAUUCAUUUGCCUAUUCAUUUGGCAAACGAAGUAAGAUUAGGAGGUCCCGUUCAGAAUCGAUGGAUGUAUCCUCCUGAAAGAUAUAUGUACACAUUAAAAUUAUAUGUUCGCAACAAAAAUCAUCCAGAAGGAUCUAUUGCUGAAGCAUACUUGGUUGAAGAGUGUUUGACUUUGUGCUCUAGAUACGUACAUGGGGGUGUGCAAACCAGAUUUAAUAGAAGACCCCGAAAUAAUGAUGAAUGUGGUUAUGAUACACAAACUUUCAGUUUGUUCCCUAAAAGAGGCUGCCCUUUAGGAGCCAAAAAGAGUGAUCCAAUUGUUUUAUAUGGCAAGUCACUAUGUCAGGCACAUGCAUAUGUAUUGAACAAUUGUGAUGAAGUUCAAGAAUAUAUAAGAGAACAUGACGUGGAGGUUAAUAAUCAGAGGCGAGGAUCUAGAUGGAGCAAGGCCAAAAAUCAUAGUCAAAACUUCUCUCAAUGGUUUGAAACUCGUGUAUUGCAUGAGGAUGUGUCCGAUCUGAUAAAACAGUUAUCCAUAGGACCAAAUUCAAUUGCCAAAAGAUAUUCUGGGUAUCUCAUUAAUGGAUAUAGAUUCCAUACGAGGCAGUGUGAUGCAAGGCGUAAAACGCAAAAUAGUGGUGUUACAUUAGAUGCCCUAACGACAAGCUUUGCAAGCUCAAAGGAUAAAAAUCCAGUUGAUGCGAAUUUGACUUAUUAUGGCAGAAUAAUUGAUAUAGUUGAGUUAGACUACUAUGGCCAUUUUAAGGUUGUGUUGUUUAAGUGCGACUUGUAUGAGGUUGAAGAGGAUAUUUAUGGCCUUACUUAUGUCUACUUCAAUAAGAAAUGCUAUCAGGAAGAGCCUUUUAUUCUAGCAUAUCAAGCACACCAAUGCUUCUAUGUGCAAGAUCCAUAUGAUCAAGAUAAACAUUAUGUUAUGAAGACUGUCCCGAGAGACUUGUUUAGCAUAAGUGACGAAAUUGAAUCUAAUGCCCUACACUGUUAUGAAAAUGAGCCGUCUGAACAUUUGGCAGGCCCAUCUAUGCCGGAUGAUAAUGGUGAAGUUGUCUUAGUAAGGAAUGAUUUACAAGCAACGAUUAUUGAUGUGCCUCCAGAAGGAUUUCUUGCAGAACAACUUGAAAUUGAAUCGGAAGACGAGUUUGAAAUAGAGGACGAGUUUGAAUCGGAGGACGACGAGUUUGGAACAGAGGACGAGUUUGAAUCGGAGGACGACGAGUUUGAUUCUGAGGAUACAUUAUGAGUUUGAUUAUAAUUCAAAUAAGAAUAUAGCUCAGCCCUUUCUUGAUUAACGACUAAAGGCACAUUAAAGAUUAGUAGAUACUUGCUUUAGACUCAAAUGGAUGAUAUUUGCUUGCCGAUGUUUCCUUGUCUAUUUUGUCAUGUUCUAAUAUUAAAUUUUAUUUUUGCUGAUGGUUUCUUCCUUAUAUAUAUAUAUUUUGUGCUCAUAUAAUUUUAGGGUGUCACUUUUGGUUUCUAAAGCAUUUGGUUACUAUUAAGUGUGCCUCAAUUUAGUUUCAUAGCACGAGGAACCAUAUUACAUCAUAUAUGAAAAGAGGUUUAAGUCCUCUAGUUUUGCACUAAAUAUCCCGGAAAGUGAACGUGAGUAAGUAGAAAUUGUAGUUAUGAAUUUGUCACUAAUCUUAUUAUUGGAGUAUUUAAAAAUGUGUUAAAGUAUACAUAUUUCUUCUAUUGU